AUGGGCGAAUUCUCGUCUAGAAGGUCGUCCUUCCUUAGCAAGCUCGGCUUGACCGCCAACAACUCGCUCACUCCCCUACCCAACUACGGCCCUCAAUUCCUGCUCGCCAACUUCGUACUCAGCUAUGUUCUCACCACGACCCGCUUCCAGAAGACUAGCUACGGUGUCGACAACAACAUGAACCCCCGCUACGAUCUCGUAUCUCCUCGCGCCGAACAACUCGUCUCCAAGGGCAAGCUCACACAAGAGCAAUUGGACCAGUUGCGUCGUAUCCAGGCUGCUCACUCGAACUCGAUGGAGCACUACACCGUCUUCACAGCCGCCGUCUUGUGUUCGAUGGUCGCAAAGUUGGACAGUGGGAUGCUCAACAGAUACGCCACCAUCUACACCUUGGUUAGAGCUGCAUACUUCUUGGUUUACAGACAAAAUACAACCAGACAAGCUGCUGGUGUCAGAAGUGUGCUCUGGUGGGCUGGAAACAUUGUCUGCAUCCGCCUUUUCUGGUUUGCCGGAAAGGCUUUGAACGCACACGUUCUGUAG
Molecule: messenger RNA, 540 nt
Organism: Aureobasidium vineae
Lineage: Eukaryota; Fungi; Ascomycota; Dothideomycetes; Dothideales; Saccotheciaceae
Source: the annotation of a GenBank genome assembly